This is a messenger RNA of Melampsora larici-populina 98AG31, 1242 nucleotides long. RefSeq lists its product as uncharacterized. The transcript has 3 exons. Lineage: Eukaryota; Fungi; Basidiomycota; Pucciniomycetes; Pucciniales; Melampsoraceae. The coding region runs from base 1 to 1242 and encodes 413 amino acids. The record is from RefSeq and is a predicted model, not a curated record.
AUGACCUAUGUGAUCGACCCGAGGUAUCGACCUAUGCAGACGGUUGUCCACAACGCACCAACCGCUUACCAGGUUGCAGCCGCUUAUCAUGCUGGAGUCCAAGUGAACCCACAGCGGGUGAGUCAUUGGUCUAUGUUUCAAGUAGAACAAGUAUUCAAGGCUCAAUUCCACUGUCUCUCCAAGAUCUACUACAUUCAGAACUCGCCCAAUCCGCAUCCUCUACAGCAGACUCAGAACUACAUCAACUACGCUCAGUCUCAGAACCACGCACAAAUCGGCACUCAUGCCCAUAACCACGCCCAGAACCCUAUUCAGAAGCGCGUGAAGAUAAGCCACCCCCAGGAGACCCCCGCCAAGGUCUACAAACGCAGCUCUCCCCAAAUGGUCCUUCAGAAACGGGCCCACAAGCAAAGCCACCAGCAAGCCCAGAGGUCGCAGAUCCGCGCCAAGGGCACCCCCCAGACUCAGACCCAGCCCCUCGCUCAGAUUAACGCUCAGCCCCUUGCCCAGAUUCACGCCCCUACCCCCGUAAAGAUUCACGCCCAGGGCCAUGCCCAGAUCCACACGCAGAGCCCCGCUCAGGUCAACGCUCAAAUUAAUGCUCAGCCCCUCGCCCAACUUCACGCCCCAACCCCCAAGAUUCACGCCCCAACUCCCGUAAGGAUUCACGCCCAGGGCCCUGCCCAGAUCCACACGAAGAGCCCCGCUCAGAUCAACGCUCAGCCCCUCGCCCAGCUUCACGCCCAAACCACCACUCACACCCAAACUCCCAAGACUCCUGCCCAAACCACCGUAAAGAUUCCCGCCCAGGGCCCUGCCCAGAUUCCCGCCCAAGCUCCCAAGAUUCCCGCCCAAACCACCGUAAAUAUUCCCACCCAGAGCUCUGCCCAGAUCCCCGCCCAAACACCCGUAAAGAUUCCUGCCCAGGGCCCUGCCCAGAUCCUCACACAGAGCUCUGCUCAGAAGCCCAAACAAAACCUCGCACAGAAGCCCGUCAAGCACGACGCUCAGAACUCCACACGCAGGCCUCAAGCAGUACGGGUAGAUAGGCUCCAGGCUCCAGCUCCUUGGAAAACCAACUUAGAACGCCUUAUGGAUGAUAUCGAGUCUGAUCAAGAAUUCGGCUAUUCACCAGAAUUUCAUAUGAAGGUUAUGGCUGCUUCGAAAUUUUGUGUUGCUUUGUAUGCUUCUUACGCUUCUUCUACUUCUACUAAUUUUCUCUAUUUCUCGUUGUUGUUGUGA